This is a messenger RNA of Xenopus laevis (African clawed frog), 1307 nucleotides long. It is a transcript of the gene zcrb1.L, whose product is annotated as zinc finger CCHC-type and RNA binding motif containing 1 L homeolog. Bases 214 to 771 code for a protein of 185 amino acids. Gene Ontology annotation, biological process: mRNA splicing, via spliceosome. The transcript has 7 exons. Lineage: Eukaryota; Metazoa; Chordata; Amphibia; Anura; Pipidae. Gene Ontology annotation, molecular function: zinc ion binding; nucleic acid binding; RNA binding. The record is from RefSeq and is a predicted model, not a curated record. Gene Ontology annotation, cellular component: nucleus; U12-type spliceosomal complex.
AGCUAAUCCAGACCUCAUAGAUUUCAUCUCGCGAGACGUCGCACUUCCGUAUAUAGACGUAAUGACGUUGCACGCAUGACGUGAUAAGCCUAUAUGGAGAGCAAUGGGACAGAAGUAUAAAUUGCUAGUACUAUACGACGAACAUGAGUGGAGGACUAGCGCCCAGUAAAAGCACAGUGUAUGUGUCAAAUCUUCCCUUUUCACUAACCAAUAAUGAUUUACACCGGAGUCACUAUAUUGAAGGACAAAGAUUCUCGAAAGAGCAAAGGAGUCUCAUUUGUGUUAUUUCUAGAUAAGGAAUCUGCACAGAACUGUGUUAGAGGCUUAAACAACAAACAAUUGUUUGGCAGAGCAAUUAAAGCAAGCAUUGCUAAAGACAACGGCAGAGCAACAGAAUUCAUCCGGAGGCGGAAUUACACAGAUAAAUCCAGAUGUUAUGAGUGCGGGGACACUGGACACUUGAGUUAUGCAUGUCCCAAAAACAUGCUAGGUGAACGGGAACCACCUCAAAAAAAAGAAAAAAAGAAAAGAAAAAGGCUUGUUGAAGAAGAAGAAGAAGAAGUUGUGGAAGAGGAAGAAAGUGAAGAUGAAGGAGAAGACCCAGCUCUGGAUAGCCUUAGCCAGGCCAUAGCUUUUCAGCAAGCAAGAAUUGAUGAAGAGAAAAACAAAUACAGACAUGAUCCAGCUGAAGCUUCUACUUCAGAAGAUUCAAGACGUCCUAGAAUUAAGAAAAGUACCUACUUUAGCGAUGAAGAUGAACUCAGCGACUGAACACUGACUUUAUUUCAUUAAAUUCGGGAAUAGUUCAAUUCUCCUGUUGGAAUAUUUGACUAUAUACAGUGAAUGUAGAAUAAUAAUCAUAUAUCAUAAUUCUAAACCUAAAUUUUUAAUAUCCGUAUAACAUUUCCACUGGAAACAAGCUUUUGUUUUGUACAUAAUAUAAUUUACUAGCAGGAAUUGAAUAUAUAAAAAAACUUGUUUUAAAACAAAAUAUGUAGCAUUUAUAAAGCAUCAGUUAUGGUAAUAAUUACAGGCUGAGGAGCACUCAACAAUCACACGUGUUGGCAUUUCUUGGUACAGAUGAUAACGAAGCUUAUGCCAUCAAAGGGUCAAUAUAUGCUGUUUUAGGGCUGCCAUGUGUAAAGGUUUUAAUCUGCAAUAUUUUUCAGGUUUGUAUGCAAACAGUGUUUUACGGUGUGCUGACAGAUGCAAAUUUAUGUAAUGAAUGUAACUUUAUAGAAUAGGCCAAUAUCCUUGUAUUGAUACCAUUCCUGCAUUUGUGUAUAAAGUAUUUUUGUUUUUUUUAA